AUGUCGGUACAACAGAUGCAUCAAGGUUUUCAGAAGCAUGAAGAUAAGCUCACAAUCAUGCAAGUUCGGGCGGGGCUGCACCCUAAUGCAAUGAUUCAUAUUAUUCGGUUUGCGGGCGAGUUGAACGUCUUCCAUUAUUGUCAUUCAUCUGAGGAAGUGGGCGGCGCGGGACGGCGGCGCUUCACCCCCGCGCGCUUCCGAGGCUCAGUCGCCGGCCGACACUCUCGCUGCUAG
Pieris macdunnoughi is the source of this 234-nucleotide messenger RNA. The record is from the annotation of a GenBank genome assembly. Lineage: Eukaryota; Metazoa; Arthropoda; Insecta; Lepidoptera; Pieridae.